Trichoplax adhaerens is the source of this 1110-nucleotide messenger RNA. RefSeq lists its product as uncharacterized. Lineage: Eukaryota; Metazoa; Placozoa; Uniplacotomia; Trichoplacea; Trichoplacidae. Gene Ontology annotation, biological process: G protein-coupled receptor signaling pathway. The transcript has a single exon. Gene Ontology annotation, molecular function: G protein-coupled receptor activity. The coding region runs from base 1 to 1110 and encodes 369 amino acids. The record is from RefSeq and is a predicted model, not a curated record. Gene Ontology annotation, cellular component: membrane.
AUGUCGAAGUUCGAAGGUUAUAAUUUAACUAACCAUUUUACGACGACUUCAUCAUCACUUGCUGCUAAUUCUUCAAUACUUCCAUUUACUUGGUCGCUACAUUAUAAUAUUCCGAUCUUAACCCUAUUCUUUAGCAUCGUCAUGAUUUUUGCAGUGACUGGUAAUCUAUUCUCUCUGAUAACUAUCUAUCGUUCGGUCUCAUUGCAUACUAUCAAUAAUAUGUUCAUCUUUAACUUGGCCGUCGUCGAUUUACUCAGUAGUCUAUUAGUAAUACCUUUAGGUUUGGCCGUUGUCAGUAGUCAAUCACAUUUCAGUAAUACAUUAUGCCAAAUUCAAGGUUUCUUGCUUAUGUUUUUAAAUACCACUUCAUUAAUGACAACAACUCUCAUCAGCAUUGAUCGAGUUAUUGCUGUAACGAAGCCAUAUUAUUAUGCAGCUAUUGCUAAAUUUCAUGCUAUGAUCGCUUUAAUAGCGGGAAUUUGGAUAUUAUCCAUCCUCUUUGCAACACUACCUCUACUACAUUUACAACAUUAUGGCUUCGGCUAUUAUACUCUUGUCUACAUCUGCUGGAUUAAUAUCCACGAUUAUGACGCAAAUUUUGUUAUUGCUAUCGCGGCGAUCUGUUUGAUCUUGUUUAGUAUGAUGGCCAUCAUAAUAAGUUAUACCAUCAUAUUUUGUAUCGCUUGUAAUAAAGUUGCCAACCAAUUGAGACCAAAUGGUUAUGGCGAUGUGAUGAAAUCAGUUCGUACCACAGCAAUUAUUGUCGGUACGAAUUUACUCUUUUGGUUGCCAUUUGUUACUGCCUGUAUUAUCGAAAUUAAAGAUGGACACUACCAUCGGAGAGAUCCUGACUUUGAUGAAACAUUAUUCAAGGUAGCUUAUUUAGCACCCUUUGGCAGUGCUGCUAGUAAUCCAAUCAUUUAUAUUACCACUAAUGGCGUCUUGCGCCUUAAAUUUCAAAAAUUAUUUCAAUUUAAAACAAGCUUGCAGCCUCUUCGAAAACGAACCGCAAUUUCUCCAAGCCGACGUAACAACUCUACGGCUGCUUGUAUAGUAGAGCAAAUUAACAGUCUUAACGAUUCGUAUCGUCCAGAUGAUGAGAAUCAAUAG